Molecule: messenger RNA, 351 nt
Organism: Pseudomassariella vexata
Lineage: Eukaryota; Fungi; Ascomycota; Sordariomycetes; Amphisphaeriales; Pseudomassariaceae
Exons: 2
Molecular function (GO): carboxy-lyase activity; thiamine pyrophosphate binding
Source: RefSeq, a predicted model, not a curated record
GUUGGCGAUUACCUGUUCCGCCGUCCCAAGGAGAUCGAGGUCGGGACGGUCUUUGGAGUCCCAAAUUACGACCUAGCCUUGCUCGAUCUCAUCCCGACAGAAGGCUUGGCCAGGAAUGGUUCAUCCAAUGAGCUCGCAGUAGCCUACUCAGCCGAUGGAUUCGUCCGUAACAAAGCCUUCGGUGUUCUGGUUACUACCUUCAGCCGCGGUGAGCUGAACGCUCUCUGCGGUAUCGGUGGUGAAAACUGCGAGUUUGUCCCCGUCCUGCACAUCGGCGGGUAUCCUGCCGUGGCGGCUCAGAAGAGCGGGCAGAUUCCAAAUCAUACCAUGGGUGACGGAAAAUAUGAAUAA